AUGAGCGAAAACCCUAACCCACCAGUGGACGUGAAGCCGGCGGCCGGCGGCCGCUUCCCGGGCCAUCACAUCCAUAAGCCGGUGGCUGCCCACCAUGUCCUCCCGGUCGUGGCGAUGCCGGCGCAGGUAGACGACGGCCGUGGAGGCGGCGGAGAGUCGCAGUUGAUUGCCGCUGCCGACGCGCAGGCUCUCCAGCAGGACCCUCAAGCGGUGAUUGCCCACCAAGUUGGUGGCAACCAGCUCACACUUUCGUUCCAGGGUGAGGUCUAUGUGUUCGACUCCGUCUCCCCCGAAAAGGUUCAGGCCGUGCUCCUGUCUGGAGGGCGCGAGAUGAACGUUGCUUUAAAUUCUUUUCAAUCAUCUCCCCAUAUGCAUAAUAGGCGCAUAAACUUUCCUCACAGAGUCGCAUCGCUGAUGAGGUUUCGCGAGAAGAGGAAAGAGCGAAACUUUGACAAGAGAAUACGAUAUGUUCGCAAAGAGGUUGCCCUCAGGAUGCAACGAAACAAGGGCCAAUUCAUAUCAUCCAAAUCCAAGCCUGAAGAUUCAACAUCUGGUGUUACCAGUUGGGAUACUACCCAGCAAUGGGGUUCACAGGAGAAUCGGCCGCCUGCAGCAUCUGCAUGCCAUCAUUGUGGCAUUAGUCCAAAGUCUACACCAAUGAUGCGCCGUGGACCUGAUGGACCAAGGACCUUAUGCAAUGCAUGUGGACUAGUGUGGGCAAAUAAGGGAAUAAUGAGGGAUCUUUCAAAAAAUCCAUCUCCAACCAUUCCAAAUGCCUUAGCAGAACCCAAGGAAGGGAAUAAUUCUGCUGAACCAGGAGCCGCACAACCACUUGCGAUGACUGCCAAUGGUCAUGAUUCAUCAUGAGAAAUCCUGUGCUUUUGGCAUUAGGGAUUCCAAUGAAGAUAUGAAUAUUUAGUUGGGGAACUUGCCCCUUAAUGGCUUCUCAAGAUUGUAGAUUAUUAUCAUACAUGUAUGUACAAUAUUAUCAGAAAAUUAGAUAUAGAAUUUUUCUCUGUUUUCGGUGAUCCUUAAGACUGUAACUUUGAUAACAAUUUAAUUGUUGUGGAAAGAUUCACAGUCACACAUCUAGUUUCGUCAAACCUAUAUGUGACACUUCACCUUGUUUA
Molecule: messenger RNA, 1130 nt
Organism: Phoenix dactylifera (date palm)
Lineage: Eukaryota; Viridiplantae; Streptophyta; Magnoliopsida; Arecales; Arecaceae
Source: RefSeq, a predicted model, not a curated record